CUAUAAGUUCAAUUCCUGACACCGUCCCUAUAUGAAUGGAUACUUGUUAUUAUAUCGGAAAACAAAAAAUGCAAUCCUUAACCUUUGUUGUGGUGUUACUAAUACUGAUAUUCUCGUACAAUAUUGCAGAUGGUGAUGAACAACAAGAGUCAUGUUCAAGAAGGUGCGGUGUUCAUAACAUCAGCCACCCUUUCCGAUUGAAAGACAGUCCCAAAAAAUGUGGUGACAAUAGGUACAACCUAUCAUGUGAGGACAACAAUCAAUUGAUUUUGUACCAUGGUUCAUUUGGAAAAUACUAUGUACAAUCAAUUAAUUACAACAACUUUACCAUCCAACUAUCGUAUUUCAAUAUUCUUUCUAAUAACUCCAUCCCUCCUAGUGAUUUCAGUCCUUUUUUCACCUCAAAUAUCUACGUACCUUAUCUAGAAAAAAACAAUUCGUUGAGCAAUAGAUUGACGAAACUUAUGUUGCAUGUGAGCUGUCCGAACCAGGCUGGUUACAUAUACAGAGAUAACUGUAGGAAUAGUAGUUUGUAUUCACGGUACGAGAAUUCUUUCUAUGUUGAUGGCUACUUCAAAACUCUUUCGGAGUUGGGGUUGAGAGAUGGAUGUCGUAUAGAGCUUAUGUUUCUCACAUCUUGGUCUCCUCAAGAUGGCAACAACAAUAACAUUUCUUGCACGGACAUCAACCGUAUGAUGUCUUAUGGAUUUGAAGUCUCUUGGCUCAAUAGUCUUUGUAAAGAUGAUUGGCAUGCAGAGUUUGAUCAAAAUAACCACCUUCAUUGUCGUCGUCCAGGUGAUGACCGGUAUUUUGAGGCCGUAAGAGUUGGACCUAUCAAGACGUAUUACCUAGAACGGAAAUUAUGGGUUGCGAGGGGCAAAGUUACCUUGAUUUACAUAGGUGAGUUGAUUGUUUUGUUCAGCCUUUUUAAAUUUGUUCUUGGAGCACUAUGUAUGAUUGUAUUAUUAAUCUACAAAUGGCGACGGAAGCAUCUAUCUAUGUAUGACGGCGUCGAAGAUUUUCUUAGUAGUGACAAUAGCAUCAUCCCUAUAAGGUACUCUUACAGAGAUAUAAAAAAGAUAACCGAACAAUUCAAGACAAAACUAGGCAAUGGAGGGUAUGGAUCUGUUUUCAAAGGACAACUUCGAAGUGGUCGUCUUGUAGCAGUCAAAUUAUUGGACAAAGCCAAGUCCAGUGAUCAAGAUUUUGUCAAUGAAGUUGCUACCAUUGGUAGGAUUCACCAUGUUAAUGUGGUGCAGCUCAUUGGUUUUUGUGUGGAAGGUUCAAAACGUGUUCUUAUAUAUGAAUUCAUGCCAAAUGGAUCACUUGAAAAAUACAUAUUUUCUCAUACAAAAGAGAAUUAUUCCUUAAGUUGCGAACAAUUGUAUUCAAUUUCUCUUGGAGUGGCUCGUGGCAUUGAGUACUUGCAUCAUGGAUGCAAUAUGAAAAUUCUACACUUUGAUAUAAAGCCUCAUAACAUUCUUCUUGAUGAAAAUUUCAAUCCAAAAGUUUCUGAUUUUGGACUAGCUAGACUUUGUCCUACAGAUAAAAGCAUUGUGUCAUUAACUGCAGCAAGAGGAACCAUUGGAUAUAUGGCCCCUGAACUAUUCUACAGAAAUGUUGGCACAAUAUCUUACAAAGCUGAUGUAUAUAGUUUUGGGAUGUUGUUGAUGGAGAUGGCAAGUAGAAGGAAGAACUUGAAUGCAUUGGCUGAGCAAUCCAGCCAAAUUUAUUUUCCUUUUUGGAUUUAUGAUAAAUUUCAUGAUGGAAGUGAAGUAACAAUUGAGAACGACACAGAUCAGGAAAUGAAGCUAGCAAAGAAAAUGAUGAUUGUGGCGUUAUGGUGUAUACAGACAAAACCUGAUGAUCGUCCUUCAAUGGAUAAAGUUUUGGAGAUGCUUGAAGAAGAAGAUGGAGACUUGCAGAUUCCUAAUAAGCCUUACUUUUGUCCACAAGAUUCACCAAUAGCGGAUGUUUACAGUAGCAACUCAUGGACUUCCGAUGGUACAUCAGUUAGUGGUUCCAAGGGACCAAACUGAUCUCUUUUGGUUCUCGUUUGAAUUACAUAUCAUAUUGUUGUCACCAAGCAUUAUUAUUAUAAGUAUGCAAUUUUUAUCUAUAUAUGUGUGAAUGUUCCUAGAGAGUCCGUUGACUCAUGGAAGGAACUAUGUUACCUUUGUGACUUGGGCCACACCUAUUUAGUAUAUAACUCAAAUUAUGAUUGACUAUUGAUAUUUCUAU
This is a messenger RNA of Medicago truncatula (barrel medic), 2241 nucleotides long. RefSeq names its product LEAF RUST 10 DISEASE-RESISTANCE proteinUS RECEPTOR-LIKE PROTEIN KINASE-like 2.2. Gene Ontology annotation, biological process: protein phosphorylation. Gene Ontology annotation, molecular function: protein kinase activity; ATP binding; polysaccharide binding. The transcript is spliced from 4 exons. The record is from RefSeq and is a predicted model, not a curated record. Bases 36 to 2039 code for a protein of 667 amino acids. NCBI's taxonomy places the organism in Eukaryota, Viridiplantae, Streptophyta, Magnoliopsida, Fabales, Fabaceae.